This is a messenger RNA of Iphiclides podalirius (scarce swallowtail), 5421 nucleotides long. The record is from the annotation of a GenBank genome assembly. Lineage: Eukaryota; Metazoa; Arthropoda; Insecta; Lepidoptera; Papilionidae.
AUGAUCCUGAGGUCGGCAGCAGCACUCCGCUCGCCGCCUGGAAGGACCAACAGGCGACUCACACGGAACGAGAGUCGGUAUCAUUCGGAAGUGAGACAGGAAGCAGUGCAGCAAGCACUUGCCGAGAUGCAGAACCGACCUAAACCGUCGUUGCCAAUGCCAUCUAAGAGGACAUCCAUGAUGGCCAAAAGUCCAGAUAGAGAAAGACACGACCUCUCGUCUAGCUCCGACGAAGACUCCGGCGCCGGUGAUGCUGAGUUGCCGCCGCCUCCAGAACUGGACUCGCCCCCUGCUCGCCGACCAGCCGCCCCACACCCCCGCGCACACCCGCAUCCACUACCUCAGGCGCAUCACCAGCGUGAAAAGAAACACGCGCUUAGGGAAAGGACGGAAAUCGACCUGUCGGAUAUCACUGCACAUCUGCCAGCCUAUAUUCAACCAGAUGUCACCCACACUACGUCUGGUGCCAGGCGAGGUGGUGCAUUAGUUGCAGACAGGGUGCAGUGUUACGCACAACCCGAAGAUACCGGCACCGGUACCGGCAGAUGGAAGGUAUCAGCCAAAAUUCAGCAGUUGCUGAACACUUUAAAGCGGCCCAAGCGCCGUCCGCUGCCGGAGUUUUACGAAGACGACGACAUUGAACUCGAAAUAGCCGCAAACCCCAAAGACCCUAACGCACCAAAACCCGAAGGUGGUACGAUGACCCCAGCAGUGGGCGAACAGCUCGUUGUGCCCGCCGGGCUGCCGAGGAACCUGGAAGCGGCAUUGCAAAGAUAUGGGACAGCCUCCUUUAAGGCGAACGUUGCUACUGUCCUCGAUCCUAAUGGGAAACUUAGCAACUCCCUGACAUACGGGAAACUGCUGAGCCGCUCACUCAAGAUCGCCCAUGCGCUGCUGAAUAAGACGUUCACUUCGAAGAGCAGCAGUGGUGGACCACUGACUGGGGACAAUUCCAUAAAGCCAGGGGAUCGCGUUGCUCUGGUCUAUCCGAACAACGAUCCCAUUAACUUCGUGUGCGCUUUCUACGGAUGCCUCCAAGCUGGGGUGGUUCCAGUGCCCAUAGAAGUGCCACUCACCAGACGCGACGCCGGUCUCCAACAAGUGGGCUUCCUGCUCGGCUCCUGUGGAAUACAAUACGCCCUUACAUCAGAUGCCUGCUUAAAAGGUCUCCCGAAAACUUCUUCCGGCGACGUGGUCUCCUUCAGGGGGUGGCCGUCGUUGCAGUGGGUGUCCACGGAGAAACUUCCACGGCCCCCGCGUGACUGGAUCCCGCCGCCGCGGCCCGCCGAGGACAGUCCGGGCCACAUCGAGCACACCUCCGCAGCAGACGGUUCAGCCAUGGGCGUCAUAGUCACCAGGGCUUCCAUGCUCGCACACUGCCGGAUGCUCUCCGUGGCCUGCAACUACACCGAGGGAGAGCACAUGGUUUGCGUGUUGGAUUUCAAGCGUGAGACGGGCCUGUGGCACGCCGUGUUGGCCAGCGUUCUCAACGGCAUGCACGUGAUAUUCAUUCCAUACGCCCUCAUGAAAGUAAGCCCCGCCUCGUGGAUGCACAUGAUCACUAAAUACAGGGCGUCGGUGGCAAUAGUCAAGUCACGAGAUCUACAUUGGGGCUUACUCGCCACGAGGGAUCAUAAGGAGAUCUCACUGAACUCGCUACGGAUGCUACUGGUGGCCGAUGGCGCGAACCCGUGGUCGCUUUCCUCCUGCGACCAGUUCCUGUCCGUGUUUCAGAGUAAAGGUGUGCGAGGCGACGCGAUAUGCCCGUGUGCGUGCAGCAGCGAGUCGUUGACGGUGUGCGUGCGUCGCGCGGGGCGGGGUGGGUCCUCCGCCGGACGAGGUGUCCUCUCCAUGUCUGGGCUCUCUUACGGCGUCGUGCGCGUCGACGCUGAAAACUCCCUCACCUCCCUCACGCUCCAAGACUGCGGGCAGGUUAUGCCGUCAUGUGUAAUAGUGGUGGUCAAAAUGGAAGGACCCGCCUACCUUUGCAAGACAGACGAAGUCGGCGAGAUAUGCGUACUUUCCGGCGCUACGGGCUCCGGGUACUGGGGCCUGCCGGGACUAACCAAUACUGUGUUCCGAGUAAGGCCGUUAGAUUCGGACGGGGAACCGAUAGGUGAGGAGCACUACGUUCGAAGUGGCUUACUUGGUUUCCUCGGUCCUGGUGGGCUAGUGUUUGUAUGCGGCUCCCGCGACGGCCUUAUGACGGUGACCGGGCGCAAGCAUAAUAUGGACGACAUAAUAGCCACUGUGCUCGCUGUCGAACCUAUGAAGUUCAUAUAUCGGGGACGGAUCGCCGUGUUCUCCGUUAGAGUGCUUCGCGAUGAGCGCAUUUAUGUGAAGGCGGAAGCUGCCAGCCCUGAUGCUAGUAAGGAGGCGAAACCUGCUGCCACCGAGCGGGGGGAUGGACCUGGAGAGGAUGUUGCAUUUGCUGAUGUUAAGGAAGAAGGAGAAAAACAGGACACCGAACAAAAUAUUGUUAAUGAUAUUGCAAACUAUGACUUAUCUGAUUGUGAACUAGAUCGCGACUUUGUAUCUAGUACACACUCUAAACAACAUUAUGACGAUGGCGAAAAACCUAGUACUUCCAGGGCUAUCGGAAGCCCUAGUACUUCCAGGGCUACCGAAAGCCCUAAUACCUCCAGGACUGUCGAAAGCCCUCCAGCCAACAAAUCUCUAAUAGGAACUGUGCCGAACUUUCCCUUGUGUGAUGAUGCAACAUGUAGUAAGGAGUGUUGCGGCUCAUUCGUGAACAGUGAACGUGGCAGGGGAAAUAAUAACGCACCAAAUGUUGAUGUUGAUAAUAACAAAUCGACUAACAUUUCUCUCGGUGUGCCUGAUGCCACGAGUAUUGCUCCGGAGCAAGCCGAUGCUGCCGUUGGUGGAUCCAACGACUCUGAUAGUAAACCAGGCUGUAGCUCCCCUAAGACCCACGAUGAUGAGAAAAAGGAUAGCGAAGUAGGUAAAGAUGAUGAUGACGAUGAUGACGAUGAUGAUGAUAACGAUAAUGCUGGUGCUAAAGUAGCCGUAGCUCCUCCAGAACAAGAUAAUCCCGUUGCCCCUGUUAAUGUACCCGACGAACCGCCAGUGGGCAAUGAAGUUGAUGAAUUGCCCGAUUACGAAAGUGACGAAUAUAAUUUAAGGGACUUCGAUUUAAGAGAGUUUAACAGAAUUGACCCGCGGGCUCUCUUUCUAAGAGGUUAUUUGGAAUCGUUCCAGUGGAUGUCUCGUGUACUCCAAGCUGUGGAUUCGAUCCACCAAGUAGGCAUCUACUGCCUCGCUCUGGUGCAACCAAACUAUCUUCCGAAAACACCACUCGGUGGCAUCCAUCUCAGCGAAUGCAAACGACGUUUUCUAGAAGGGACAUUACAUCCAGCUAAUGUCCUCAUGUGUCCGCACACCUGCGUGACUAACCUACCGAAGCCAAGGGAAAUACACUCAGUUGGAAUAUCCGCAGAUGUUGGCCCGGCCUCGGUCAUAGUUGGAAAUCUGGUACAAGGAAAUAGACUCGCGUCUGCGCAGGGCCGAGAUAUGGGCUACACAGACGACUCUGACGCCGCUCGGAAGUAUCAGUUCAUAUCACAGAUUCUGAGAUGGCGCGCCCAGAGCACUUCUGACCAUGUUAUAUUUACAUUACUAAAUUCGAAGGGGGCCGUUUCUAAAAUUCUAACCUGCGCAGAACUGCACAAGAAGGCUGAACGAAUAGGGAAUUUGCUACUGGAAAAGGGGCGCGUGAACACGGGAGAUCACGUGGCUCUAAUAUUUCCACCGGGAUUGGAUCUCAUAUGCGCCUUCUAUGGAUGCUUGUAUGUGGGUGCAGUCCCAGUUACUAUUCGACCACCCCACCCGCAAAAUCUGCACACAACUCUGCCAACUGUUCGUAUGAUAGUCGAUGUCAGCAAAGCGACACUAGUCCUCUCCAACCAAUCUGUGAUAAAACUGCUACGAUCCAAGGAAGCUAGCAAUGUUCUUGACAGUAAAGCAUGGCCGAUCACUCUAGAUACAGAUGACAUGCCUAAAAAGAAACUCCCGAUUCUAUAUCGUGCGCCAACUGCUGAAAUGUUAGCAUAUUUGGAUUUCAGUGUGUCGACCACCGGAAUGCUCGCCGGCAUCAAGAUGUCACACGCAGCCGUCACCUCGCUUUGCCGGUCCAUGAAGAUAGCUUGCGAGCUGUACCCAUCGCGUCAUAUUGCACUCUGUCUCGACCCCUACUGUGGACUUGGCUUUGCGCUAUGGUGCUUGAGUAGCAUUUAUUCUGGUCAUCAUUCCAUUCUUAUCCCGCCAUCAGAAGUGGAAAUCAAUCCAGCACUUUGGCUUAGUGCUGUGUCGCAAUACAAAGUGCGUGAUACCUUCUGCUCAUACGGCGUAAUGGAGCUCUGCACAAAAGGCUUAGGCAGCUCCGUCAAUCAACUGAAAUCGAAAGGUAUCAAUUUGGCCUGCGUGAGGACAUGCGUGGUGGUUGCCGAAGAGAGACCGAGGAUCAACCUGACGAAUUCAUUUUCGAAGCUAUUCUCCGCGUUGGGUCUUAGUCCGAGGGCGGUGUCAACAUCUUUCGGCUGCCGCGUAAACAUCGCGAUCUGCCUGCAAGGCGCCUCCAGUCCAGAGCCGUCUACGGUGUACGUCGAUCUGCGAGCGCUGCGCAACGACCGCGUGUCUCUGGUGGAGCGCGGCAGUCCGCACUCCCUCUGCCUGAUGGAGUCUGGGAAACUGCUGCCCGGCGUGAAGGUGAUCACGGCGAAUCCGGAAACCAAGGGCCAGUGCGGUGACUCGCAUCUAGGUGAAAUAUGGGUGCAGUCGCCGCAUAACGCGAGCGGCUACUUCACGAUCUACGGCGACGAGAGCGACUACGCGGACCAUUUCAGCGCCCAGCUGGUGACGGGGAAUACGGGGGAGGUGUACGCCCGCACGGGCUACUUGGGUUUUCUGCGGCGGACGGAGAUAAGCGCGACCGGCGCGAGCUGCGACGAGUCGCUGCUCUCGCGCGACAGCGACACUGAAUCGCUGGCGUCUGCUUGUGGCAGUGUCGGCAUGGCGCCCGACACACACGACACUCACGAUGCGGUGUUCGUGGUGGGCGCCCUGGACGAGACGAUCAUGCUGCGCGGCAUGCGCUACCACCCGAUCGACAUCGAGAACUCCGUCAUGAGGUGCCACAAGAAGAUAGCCGAAUGCGCUGUCUUCACCUGGACUAAUUUGCUCGUGGUGGUGGUGGAGCUGGACGGAAAUGACAGCGAAGCUUUGAACUUGGUCCCGCUUGUCACUAACACUGUCCUGGAAGAGCACCACCUGAUCGUUGGAGUGGUGGUCGUGGUUGACCCGGGAGUGGUUCCAAUCAAUUCACGCGGCGAAAAGCAACGUAUGCAUCUAAGAGAUGGAUUCCUUUCCGACCAGAUUGACGCUAUAUACAUAGCGUACAAUAUG